GUCUUGUUCAUCGCUUCGAGGGACCAACCAUCUUUGGUACCUCUCGUAGACGCGAGACGGGGAGCAACAAUCUCGCGCCCACCAUCGACGUUCCUCCCCUCCCUCGACGCUCCCCUCAUCCUCGACGCUCCCCUUCCUCCCCUCUUCAAGACUCGCUCACUAUCUCCCCUCAUCAAGGCUCACACACUCCCCCCCUCCCUCGCCUCCCUCCCCGGCGCCAAUCUGAAAGUCACCCCAACCCAAACAGCCUCCGCCUAAUCCAAGCGACGUCGGGGGAGAUGCGAGGGGCGCCCUUCGCUAGGAGACGCGCGAUACGCCCUGCGCUUGGAGAGGCCGGAGUGGCGAGCAGAACGCUUGAGAGGGGGGAAGGCGAACUGUGAGCGUCAGAUGAGAUGUGGGACAACCGCCAGAUUGGGGUGGGGAAGGGGGAGGGUGUGAGAAUGCUCGGUGAUGCCUUCUACCCUCCCUUCGCCGUCGACGUUCCCUUGCCGCUCAUCCUCCACCCUAUCCAUCCCCUCUCUCUCCACACUCAGCCCUCGCCGCUCAGCCCUCCUGCGCGCUUGCCUGCGCCGUCGACGCUCCUUCCCUUCGCCGUCGACGCUCCUCUUCCGCCUUCCACCCUCAACGCUCCCUGCCUUCGCCGUCGACGCUCCCCCCUCCACCCUCUUCCACUCCUCUCCUCCGCCCUCCACCCUCCUCCCUUGGCACCCUCAUCCCCACCCUCUCCACCCUCGACGUUCCUCCACCCUCGAUGUUCCUCCGCUCCUCUCCCGCGUGCGUGACCGAUUCACUCCUCCGCGCUCUUCCGCUCCUCUUCCGCCUUCCACCCUCGACGCUCUUCCGCCCUCAUCCUCCACCCUCUUCCGCGUUCCUCCUCCGCCCUCAUCCUCCGCCCUCUGCGCGACUUCACCAGCAUCGACGACGAUUCACUCCUCCUCCGCAACCAACAGAUUGGCGCCCUCCGCGCUCCCUCCUCCCAUCUGACGCUCCACACUCGACCCUCCUUCUAUCCUCCACACUCAGCCCUCGACGCUCCUCCCCUACCUCCUUCCAUCCACGCGCGCAGCCGUGCGCGCUACGCACGAUGCCGAACCAUGCGCACAACGGGUCGGUGGUGCGCAGCCGCGCGCGCUACGGGCGAGACGAUGCGGAUUACGGGCGAGCGAAGGAGGUGCGCACUACGGCCAGCGAAGGAGGUGUGCGCCUUAGCACGGGCGAGAUUGGUAGGGGGAGCGGGAGACGAGUGGCUGGCGGUGUGCCAGUGCGCUAUGCACGAUGCCGAGCCAUGCACGGUGUCGAGCCGUGCUCGCUACGCACGAUGCCGAACCAUGCGCCCUAAGGGGUUGAAUGCGAGGUGAGACGGCGAGAGUGGGAGGAUUAGGUUGGAGGGAGGAGAGGAUCGGUAGGUGGGAGGGGAGUGGGUGGCAGGCGAAGGGGUGAAGAAGGGAAGUGGGUGGAGGAGAGGGGG
Schizophyllum commune H4-8 is the source of this 1468-nucleotide messenger RNA. RefSeq lists its product as uncharacterized. Bases 451 to 984 code for a protein of 177 amino acids. The record is from RefSeq and is a predicted model, not a curated record. Lineage: Eukaryota; Fungi; Basidiomycota; Agaricomycetes; Agaricales; Schizophyllaceae. The transcript has a single exon.